AUGUCACGUAUUAUAGUCAAAGGGCUUCCUGUUUAUUUGGAUGAUGCCAAAUUGAGGGAACACUUUGUUAAGAGGUUGAUUAAUAAAAAUGGUAAUAGCAGAACCGCUGGGGAGCUGAUCACAGAUGUAAAGAUUCUUAAAGAUAGAGAUGGCCAAAGUAGGAGGUUCGCUUUUAUUGGAUAUCGUUCAGAAGAAGAUGCGUUUGAUGCGGUAAACUACUUUGAUGGGUCUUUUAUUAAUACAUCAAAGAUCGAAGUAGCGAUGGCUAAGAGUUUUGCUGAUCCAAGAGUACCCAAAUCGAUGAGGGAGCAGAGAAGAGAAGCCUUGAAGAGAUUGAGGGAGAAGGAGGAAAGAUUGUUGGAAGAUAAGCAGACUAAAAAGUUAAAGACGGUGCACGACAAGAAGAAGGGACAUUCGAUAGAUGCCGAGGUCGAGAAGGAUCAAAAAUUAAAGGAGUUUAUCGAGACGAUGAAACCUACCUCACAAGUAGCCUCGUGGGAGACUCCUGGAUUAGCAGGUCAAAAUACUGAGCAAGAAAGUGGUGCGCCAGGAAACUCUCUACUAGCUCAAGCGUUGGCAUUGAAAGAGGAUGAAGAGAAUAAAAGUGAUGAAGAAUACGUUGAUUUCAAGAAAGAUGAUCAAAAUGUGGAGGAACCUGAAGAACAAAUGGUUGGAUUAGGUGACUAUGAGGCCGAACAACAGGACUCGGUGAAUGAUGAGAAAACAGAUGAGCUGGCAAAAGAUGAAACCGUUUCAGAUCUUGAUUGGUUCAAGCAACGGCGUGUUAGGAUUAGAGAUGGUGAACAGGAACCAGUUAAACAAGAUGGCAAGAAGCCUGUUGAAGAGAACGAAGCUCAGGAAGAAGUUGUCCAAGCAGUUAUUCAGGAGGAAAACAAGACAGAUGAAGAUAAAGCGAUGGAGCAAAUUUGUCGAACUGGGAGGCUUUUUCUGCGUAAUAUCCUUUACUCCUCUACAGAACAAGAUUUUAGACAGCUUUUCAGCCCCUAUGGUGAGUUGGAAGAAGUACACAUCGCUCUCGAUACAAGAACUGGUAAAUCAAAAGGGUUUGCUUACGUUUUGUUCAAGAAUUCAAAGGAUGCGGCCGAAGCUUACAUUGCCUUGGACAAGCAAAUCUUUCAGGGUAGAUUGCUACACAUCUUACCUGCAGAUGCGAAGAAAGAUCAUCGCUUGGACGAGUUCGAUCUAAAGAACAUGCCAUUGAAGAAGCAAAAGGAAUUGAAAAGAAAGGCAACAGCAUCGAAGCAAUCAUUCGCUUGGAAUUCCCUAUACAUGAAUCAGGAUGCUGUGUUAGGUAGUGUAGCGGCCAAAUUAGGGAUGCAAAAAUCACAGCUCAUUGAUCCAGAAAACUCAAGCUCUGCGGUGAAGCAAGCCUUAGCAGAAGCACAUGUUAUUGGUGAUGUUAGGAAAUAUUUUGAAUCUAAAGGUGUUGAUUUAACAAAAUUUGGUCAACUGAAGAAUGCUGAUCAAAGAGAUAACCGUGUUAUUUUGGUGAAGAAUUUUCCUUUUGGUACUACUAUUGAAGAGCUCGGUGAUUUAUUUUUGCCAUUUGGUAAAUUGGAGAGAUUUUUGAUGCCGCCAGCCGGAACUAUAGCUAUUAUCCAAUACCGGGACGUCACAUCAGCAAGAGCAGCGUUCACUAAGCUAGCAUACAAAAGAUUUAAAGAUGGGAUUAUCUACUUGGAAAUGGGUCCUAAAGAUUGCUUUACUAGGAGUGCUGAAAGCGAUGAAACUUUGGAUUCGCAAAGCGGUGAAGAACCGAAGGACGUCAAAGAGAUCGAGCCAUCAUCUCAUGAUCUCAUGGAAGCGAAAGACCUAUCAAAGACCGAUGAGGAUACUCUAGACGAUUCAAUUGAUGGUCCUACAGUGUCGAUAUUCAUCAAGAAUCUAAAUUUCUCGACAAAUUCACAGCAAUUGACUGAAGUCUUUAGGCCAUUCACUGGAUUUGUCGUGGCCCAAGUCAAGACCAAACCAGACCCCAAGAACAAGGAUAAGACACUGUCUAUGGGGUUUGGAUUUGCGGAAUUCAGAACCAAAGAACAAGCAUUAGCUGUGAUCUCAGCCGUCGAUGGGACAGUUCUUAACGGACACAGACUACAAUUGAAAAUAUCUCAUAGAGCUGGAGCUAGCAGUAACACUAGCAAGAGCAGUAGCAAGAAGAGUGGUAAGAUUAUCGUCAAGAAUUUACCUUUCGAAGCUACUAGGAAAGAUAUCUUUGAAUUAUUCAGUUCAUUUGGUCAUCUGAAAUCUGUAAGAGUACCCAAGAAAUUCGAUAAAUCAGCCAGAGGUUUUGCUUUUGUUGAAUUUCUGUUGCCUAAAGAAGCAGAAAAUGCAAUGGAUCAACUACAAGGUGUCCAUUUACUCGGUCGUAGACUGGUUAUGCAAUAUGCUGAGCAAGAGAGUGAAGAUGCUGAGGAUGAAAUUGCCAGAAUGACGAAGAAGGUCAAAAAGCAGGCUGCGAUUAGAGAAAUUGCUGCGAUCAAGAAUCGUGGUGGAAGAAGAAAACUUGAUCUGCAAGAUGAUGGAGAUGACGGGAUGAACGGUGUAUAA
Molecule: messenger RNA, 2568 nt
Organism: Torulaspora delbrueckii
Lineage: Eukaryota; Fungi; Ascomycota; Saccharomycetes; Saccharomycetales; Saccharomycetaceae
Gene: MRD1
Product: RNA-binding ribosome biosynthesis protein MRD1
Exons: 1
Coding region: 1-2568 (855 amino acids)
Molecular function (GO): RNA binding
Source: RefSeq, a predicted model, not a curated record